Messenger RNA from Ctenopharyngodon idella (grass carp), 4009 nucleotides. It is a transcript of the gene tap2t, whose product is annotated as transporter associated with antigen processing, subunit type t, teleost specific. The record is from RefSeq and is a predicted model, not a curated record. Gene Ontology annotation, biological process: transmembrane transport. The transcript has 12 exons. Gene Ontology annotation, molecular function: ABC-type oligopeptide transporter activity; ATP hydrolysis activity; ATP binding. The coding region runs from base 277 to 2457 and encodes 726 amino acids. NCBI's taxonomy places the organism in Eukaryota, Metazoa, Chordata, Actinopteri, Cypriniformes, Xenocyprididae. Gene Ontology annotation, cellular component: membrane.
CAGGAUUCGACAUCCGUCGUAGCGUACUACGUCAUGAUGACCCUUCAUACGCGCUACAUAGAGUAACCUAGCUAUUUGAGGUAAAAACGAGCUUUGUGCACACUGACACUUCCUCGUUUUAAGCAAACUAUGAGCUUAUUGAAUGCAUUAUCUAUGUCGAGUCUUACUAUUAUUCGCACACUGAACGGAAAUCCAGUUUUGGCACCGCCCUCAUGUGAAAGUGAAACCAAAACUUAUCCUCCGACAAAAUGCAACGAGAACAACUAAUGUUUUAAGAUGAUCUCAAAGGCGUACCCCAUACCCAGAGCUGCAGCAGAACAUUUCUGUGUGUUGUGCUGUGAUCUUGUCAUCUGGGCUUCUGUGUGGAUAGCACUGCUGUGGCUGGAUGGAGAGGGCAGUCUGGAUCUAUGGUGCCUGUGGGCUCUCAGGAUCAUCAGCUGUAUUGUGCUUUAUUCAGUAAUCACACUUGUCUCUGACAGCAGCAUUCAACCCCUCCUGAAGCGAUGGGUAGCCCUACUGUGCUUCUUACCUCCAGUGUUUGACAGCAUUCAGACAUUGCUGCCAGGGACCGUGAGAGGCUUUAGUCCUGUUCCUGAUCCUGGCAUGGUGAUCCUGAGCACUGCUACAUCUACUCUCAUAUAUAUGGUGUGGGAGUUGGCCUUCCCACACGGUGGAUCAUCUAAGGGUUCCAGAAACCAGAAAAAAGAUGAAGAGGCUAGAGCACUCCUAAUGAGGGUCAUCCGCUACUCCAGGCCAGACUAUCUUCAUCUAGGGGCUGCCUUCCUCUUCCUCAGCCUGGCGGCGCUUUUUGAGACAUUCAUCCCAUACUGCAUUGGGAAAGUUAUUGACUUACUGAGUGGAAAGUACCAACAGAACACUUUCUUAUGGGCCAUUGGACUCAUGGCGCUGUGUUCACUUGGAAGUUCUGUGUUCACUGGUCUGCGCGGUGGGAUGUUCAUGUGUAGCCUCAGCAGACUCAACAAGAGAAUACGACACAUGUUGUUCCAGAACCUCAUGAAGCAGGAGAUAAGCUUCUUUGAAGAAAAUAAACCAGGUAGUCUCACAUCACGUUUGAUCUCUGACACUGAUAAAAUGGGACGUUCUGUGGCCAUGAAUGUGAACGUGUUACUGCGAAGCCUGGUGAAGACAUGCGGCAUGCUGUUCUUCAUGCUGCGCCUGUCCUGGCAGUUAACCCUCCUCACCUGCAUUGAAAUGCCGCUUCUUGCUUUUAUUCAGAAUUCAUACAACAACAUCUCCCAGAAAACAUCAAAAGAGCUUCAGGACUGUAAUGCGGAGACUACAGAGUUGGCAUCUUCAGUCAUUGGGUCGAUUAAGACUGUGCGCAGUUUUAAGGCAGAGCGACAGGAACAGCAGCGAUAUGAACAGACUCUCAACAGGAAGCUCCAGGUUUUGAGGCGUAAAGGCAUCUACAGUGCAAUUCAUCUCUUAAUACGCAGGUUCAUUACAGUGGGCUUGAAAGUAGCAAUGCUGUUCCAAGGCCGAAAUCUCAUCUCGUCUGGCCAGCUUAGCAGUGGCAGCCUUCUUGCAUUUGUGUUCUACCAGAAGGACAUGGUGACCAACAUGAGGCAUCUUGUAUAUAUCUAUGGAGACAUGCUGAAUACUGUGGGAUCAGCAGUGAAGGUGUUCCAGCUGCUUGAUAGGAAUCCCCUGUUGAGAGAGGCAGGUGAUCUGGCUCCAGAGAAGAUUAAGGGAAGACUAACCUUUAAAAAGGUCACUUUUUCCUACCACACCCGUCCUGAUCAAAAAGCACUUAAGUCUGUUACAUUGGAAUUAAGUCCAGGAAAGCUGACGGCACUGGUAGGGCCCUCUGGUGGUGGGAAGAGCUCUUGCGUCUGCUUGCUGCAGAGGUUCUAUGAGCCACAGGAGGGUGAGAUUUUCCUAGAUGGAGAACCUCUGUACAGUUACCAACACCAGUAUUUGCACAAAAAGGUGGCGAUGGUAUCCCAGGAUCCUGUGCUUUUCUCUGGCUCUGUGAGAUAUAAUAUUGAAUACGGUUUGCAGGACUGCACACUUGAAAAAGUAGAAGCAGCUGCUCGUAAAGCCAACGCACACAACUUCAUAUGCAAAUUGGAACAGGGAUACAACACAGAUGUUGGCGAGUGUGGUGACCAGCUGUCCGCAGGGCAGAAGCAGUGCAUUGCUAUAGCCAGAGCUCUGAUAAGGAACCCACAGAUUCUUAUCUUGGAUGAAGCCACCAGCCACAUGGACUGUAGCACACAACAAGCAGUUCAAGAUGUGCUCAAUACCAUAACGGAUCAGACAGUGCUGGUAAUAGCUCAUCGUUUGGAGACUGUAGAGAAAGCAGACCACAUUAUCUUCAUGGAGGGAGGUGAAGUCGUGGAGCAGGGAACACACCGGCAGCUCAUGGCCAAAGAAGGAAGAUACUAUCGGCUCAGAGAAAAGCUUUUCAACCUGGAGACACAACCAGCUGACUAAAGAAUAAGAUUUGUGGAUAGAUUUGACAUUUUACAGAGUCUUUAGUACACACUCACAGACUGCCUUUCAUGUAAAUUUAACAACGAAUUCUAGCAUAGACCUGUGUGGAGAUUUUUUUUUUUUUGUACAUUUUCCAUACUUCUGUUUACAUAGACAGUGUUUUGUUAAUUACAGGAUAAGUGGCGAUGUAUGGGACACACAAAAAGGAAAGCAUGGGCUUUGUAUCCUAAAGAUAUAACAGUAUGAAAUAACAAAACACUGUAUUACAAAAUAUAUGUAAUACAGAAUUUUGUGUGUGUGUGUAGUUAAAUCAGAGAAUGACCAGUGGGUUUGCCCUCAGCUGCAGAAAAAUGCGGAACAAGAUCUCAGAACUCUUAUUCGUCUUCACUGUGCCACCAAGAGCUGCUUGAUUUUGAGAGUCCUGGAGAUCUUUAUAAAGAGACUGACAAAAGAAAAAAAGAAAAAAAGUUGAAUUAACAAUUAAAAACUGUUGUUGAAUUAAGCAAAACUGUCUGAUACAUGUGAAUUAAUACUAAUCACAGAGUAAAGGUGCAGCCACAAAUGUUGCGGGCAAAAAAGAAUUCAUUGUCAAUAGUAUAGCAAUGUAUGAAACACAGAUCACACAGAAGUCACUUUCAAACCAAGCAGCUUUCUGUUGGUCUGUUGGUCAUUCACAUUUUGAAAACGGGCAAAUUUUGCAUGGGAAACUUUUUUGCCCUCACGCAAAACUCCAGAUUGAAAUAACUGGAUUUCGCUGAGUAACGGUAAAUGUGACGGCACCUUAAGACUUUAAUGCAAAUGGUUUAACCCUCGUGUACUGUUGCAGGUCAAUUUGACCCGUUUUGAUUUUUGAGUUGUCGGAAACAUCAGUUAACCUAUGUUUUUUUCUUGAAAUUUUGUGACUUUUUCUCAUUUAGGGUCAUGAACAUGCAUGCAAAGUUUCAACAUGCUGAUGUGUUUUGACAUAUACACACUAAAUGGUAUAUAAUUGGUUCAUUUGGUAAUGUUCGUGGGUCAAUUUGACCCUCAUAAUUUAAUGUUCUAAAGCAACUGUACAGAUAAAAAAUAAUAACAUGUCUUGGUUAUAUUUUGUUAUUUUAGUAUUUUACUACCCUAUGAAGCUAAAAAAGGAGCUUUUCCUCACUUAUUUCAAUAUAAAAAAAUAUUUUGUCAGCCACAUGUGGUAAAAAUGAGCUAUCAUUUCUUUUUUCAAUCUAUCUGAAAUACUAUCUAACCUACAUUGUUUUUCUUGAAAUUUUGUGACUUUUUCUCAUUUAGGGUCAUGAACAUGCAUGCAAAGUUUCAACACGCUGAUAUGUUGUGAAAUGUGCAUACAGAAAUUUUAUAUGUUCUUACUGUUUUGACCCAUAUAGACAGCCAUUCAAUUUGACCCAUAUAGACAGCCAUUCAAAAGCAACUGUACAGACCCAAAAUACAAAACACUUCUGUAUGUCAGACCUCCUCCACUCUAGUACUGAAGUGCCAGUGUCUUACUGAGUUUAACAACUUUUCAUUUUCAAAGUUGUGUACAUAUAAAGUUGUUUUACCUGUU